Molecule: messenger RNA, 7480 nt
Organism: Xiphias gladius (swordfish)
Lineage: Eukaryota; Metazoa; Chordata; Actinopteri; Istiophoriformes; Xiphiidae
Gene: map1sa
Product: microtubule-associated protein 1Sa
Exons: 7
Coding region: 1-4101 (1366 amino acids)
Biological process (GO): axonogenesis; dendrite development; regulation of microtubule depolymerization
Cellular component (GO): cytosol; synapse; dendrite
Molecular function (GO): microtubule binding; actin binding
Source: RefSeq, a predicted model, not a curated record
AUGGCGGCGACGGAGCGGGGCGGCGGUCCCGGUUCUUCUGCCGGUUCUUCCCGGCCUGCGGCGGAUUACUCGGUGCUGGUGGUGGUGGGAGCGCUGCGGCCCGCCGGCCUGCUGGAGCGGCUGCUGCGACAGAUAGAAUCAGGUGUGCGGUGUUGGCCUGUAGAUCUGGAUGUUUCUGUUCUGGAUCAGCAGCUGAAACUCUUUGUGUCGAGACACUCUGCCUUCCUGUCAGAAGACGUCCGAGGUCAGCGUACUCUGCAGCACAGUGGAGAUGUCCUGGACACUCAGGUUGUGGUGAAUCCAGCUCACGACUUUGUCUGCUCAGAGGUCCGGCGGCUGGUCUCUGAUUCAUCUCGACACAAACUGUUGGUUCUGGCCGGUCAGUGUGUCGAAGAGACCGGAGACAUUGUGUUACAGAAAGGCUGUUUCUCUCUAAAUGACUUCAUCCACAUAUUUGCUGAUGAGGAGGUUGGAGAGUUGUUGAGCUCAGCAGACCUGAUGGUCAAGGCCAGCCUCACGCUCAGCUGUCCAAACUACGGUCUUUGGAAGGAAUCCGUGUUGGAGAAACACAACCUUCAAGACUUCAUAAACAUCCAGAUCAACCCUCCCACCAUCCUCCCAGAAAUGGAGGGUCUGCAGGAGUUCACUGAGUACCUCUCCGAGGCGCUUGAGCCUGAGUCGCCCUUCGACCUCCUGGAACCGCCAAGCACUGUGGGGUUCCUGAAACUCUCUCGGCCCUGCUGCUACAUCUUCCCCGGUGGGAGGGGAGACUCUGCUUUCUUUGCUGUUAACGGUUUUAACGUCCUGGUGAACGGCGGCUCUGACUUCCGCUCGUGCUUCUGGAAACUGGUUCGACACCUUGACAGAAUUGAUUCGGUACUCCUGACCCAUAUCGGUGUCGACAAUCUCCCCGGGCUGAACAGUCUGCUGCUGAGGAAAGUAGCUGAGCAGGAAGAAGAGUCUGCUGGAUCUCAGACUGACGAGGACUGGAUGAAAAACCUCAUCUCUCCAGAGAUCGGGGUGGUUUUCCUCAAUGUUCCUGACAGAUUAAAGUCCAAUCAGGGAGAUCCUAGUGAGUUGCGGAGCUGUGACCAGGUGGCGCUCACUCUGCAGCACUUAGAAAGACUGGCAAUCAAACCUGAACCUCUUAGCCGGUUUAACGGACCCAUUAUAGAACCAGUUAUCUUGUUUCAAAAGAUGGGAGUCGGCCGUCUGGAGCUGUACACACUGAAUCCAGUCAGUGGAAGUAAAGAACUUGAAGCUUUAAUGCAGAUUUGGCCAAACAACGGAUCAAAUUUAAAGGGCUCAAAUCUUCCACUACCAUGCCUUGUUUCCAUUUGUGCUUUGCUGGUCUGGCAUCCAUCCAGCCCUCAGGAGAAGAUCAUUCGUGUCCUUUUCCCAGGGUGCACGCCACAGACCAAAAUUCUUGAUGGACUUGAGAAACUUAAACAUUUAGAUUUCCUCAAACAUCCAUCAGUGUGUUUGAAGGACCUAGAAACGUCCAAAGCUGAGAAACAACCAAAACGAGCAGAGAGUCGGGAAAGCCUUAAGUCCCAUUCUAAGGACUUCAGACCCAGCAGUGCCUUACAGAAAGACAAGCUUGGACGAGUAGAUGUCAAAAAACAUGAGGUGAAAACCAAGCCAAAGGCAGCAAGUGAUACUGCACCAAAAGACAAGAGGGAUGGGGAAGAAAAGCACAAAUUAAAGGAUGGAGAUGUUAAAUCAAAGCCACCGAAACCUGCUGAAAAACUUGUCCCGAAGAAAGACAUGUCUAAAGAAGAGAAAAAGGAAGUGAAAAAGAAGGACGAGAAGGCUCCUGCUGCUGUUGUAAAGAAUGAAGAGAGUGCAGAGAAAAAGAAAGAAACUGUAAAGAAGGAAACUCUAAGUACAAAACCAAAGAAAGACAUUAAACCUGAACCAAAAAAAGACAGCAAGAGGGAUGUAAAGACAGAGGAGAAGAAAACAACAAAACUGGUCGUUAAAGAAGUGAAGAAAACAACAAGUGCUGCUUCAUCAGCAACAAGCACAGAACUAAAAAAAGCUUUGGGCAAGAGUGGGACUCUAAAGAAAGAUGGGACUCUUCAAAAGAGAGACACUCUGAACAAAGGCACCAAAGGUAAGCCGGGUUCAAAGGAGCAGGAAAACCAGAAAGAAGCUGAUCGCUCCAAGGUGUCAACACCUGAAGACAUGUCAGCUGAAUUUGAAAGACUUCGAUUGGAAGAUGACAGUGGCAACAGCUUACAAAAGGCCAUGGCAGUCAUGAAUUCUGAUGGGGCAGAGGCCAAUGGGAACCAUACAUUGACAGUAGAGAGUCCUGAAAUGUUCCGCUGUAUGGAGGUGAACCAGGAAAUGGCCGCCACCUCUUCGCCUCUCGCCAAAACACCAAAAAGUGAUCUCAGUGUUAACUUUGAUCUUACUCCAACUGCGUACCAGCCAGUCAUAGGAUCCCUGAAAAAUGGACCAGAUGGGCUCUGUGCAAGCUCAGAGGAGAAAACUCUGGAGCUGGUCUCUCCUGCAGAUUCAGCCCCUAACAGUGCAGGACAUACCCCUUUCCAUCAGUCCCCUGAAGAGGACAUUCAGUGUUUGGGUGAGGACAGCAGCCUUGGGGCGAGAGGGUCCAGUCUAGGCUUUGAGGAUUACAACCAGGGAGGUUCUUGUAGGACCUCAGAUCUGAGCUCCAUGAGGGAGGGGCUGGAAAAUUCCACAUCCUCUCAGGAUAAACAGUCCAGCCUUCUGACUCUCAGUCCUUUCAAGGACAUGUUGCCAGACUCCUCUCCCACCAUGACAUCCAUGCCUGCCGAGGUUGGUUCGCCUCAUUCUACAGAGGUUGAUGAAUCCCUGUCAGUUUCAUUAGAGCAAGUGGUGCCACCUACUGCAAUGUCACCCAAAGGUCCCAUAGCAGAUAGAGUGUACUCCAAUGGACAUUUUAGUGACUGUGACUCCAACACAGGGAUGGUCCUACCUCUGAAUUCAUCCCAUAAUGGGCGUUGUAGAAAUGGAUCAGAAGAGCACAUCCAUGGGAUGUCAGAGCUGACCUCAGAUGUUCCACAUGAUGUUGAUCUGUGUCUGGUUUCACCUUGUGAGUUCCAGCACCCCAAGACCCCAGAGAACCAUCAGCAGCAUGUCAGCCCCGGUCCUGCCACUGAUAUCUCACCAGACAUCUCUAACAACAACCACUCCCAGGAUAAGAGCAGCAGCGAAUGCCCUUCAGCCUAUAGCCAGGAAACUCCACCCACAUCAGUUAGCGACUCUUGCCCUACGGCCACAGACUCUGAUGUCCCCCCUGGUACAGAGGACUGUCCUUCCAUCACUGCAGACAUUGAAUCUGAUGAUGAUUCCAGUAGUAUCUUUCCACCCACUCAUCCACAAGAUCAUACUACUCUGCAGUACACCCACAGGGCAGGGCAGCUUUCCUCUCACGACCCACCACCAGCCCCAGUUAAGGAUCUGCCCCCAUUACCACCCCAGCCUGGAGCCUGUAUGGCUGACGCAGAUGCUGAUGGAUCAAGCAAGAGUAUGAAAAGUUCAGCUGCCAAAGCCAAGAAACCAUCAGGUCUGAUGCAGAAAGUAACCUCUGGAAGUACCACAGCCCAGAACGCAAAGUCCAAGGCUGGCAGUUCUACAGGGUCACUAAAGAUGACCUCCAGCCUCGACACAAAGCCAUCAUCACGAAAUUCACUUGGUGGAUCCAGAAUUGGAACAACAAAACUACCAUUCUCAGCUUCCAAAGUCGCAGGUUCUGCAGGUUCUGAGGGUUCUGCGGUUUAUGUGGACCUGGCCUACCUGCCGUCCAGCAGUGCCUCCUCAACUGUGGACCUGGAGUUCUUCAGACGCCUUCGCUCCUCGUAUUACAUCGUCAGCGGAGACGAUCCUGUGAAGGAGGUUUCAAUGAGGAGGAUCCUGGACUCUCUGCUGGAAGGGAAGAGCAGCUGGCCGGAUGUCCAGGUGACUCUGAUUCCAACAUUUGACUCACUGGCGAUGCACGAGUGGUACCAGGAGACCCAUGACAGACAGAGGGAGCUGUUGAUCACCGUGCUGGGGAGCAACAGCACCGUGGCCAUGCAGGAGGAGACCUUUCCCGCCUGCAAGGUCGAGUUCUGAGCCAAGACCACCUCACCCCUGAACAGGUGGAGAAGGAGUAGACUUUUAAUGUUGCCGUGGUUACGACCAGACCAGACCAGACCAAUGAAAGAACACUUUUUCUCAAAAAUCUGUCAGCCGCUCUCACUGUUAGUCUGACGGUUGAUGAGAGGGAAAGUCCAUUUAACGGUUAAAGUGACAGUAUCUGAAUGAGAUUUCUUGUCACUUACGUAAGAAACGAUUUCCUUUAAAUUUUCUUCACCUCUGUGACAUUAUCGUAAGGUUCUCACCUGUCACUACCUGUCUCCUCCUCUCUGCUGGAUCAGGAUCCUCAGCUCGCCUGCUGACGACCAUCACCAUUAGCAGGAGGUAAUAGUUUUAUAUUAACAUUAGUGUCCAAGUUUGAUUCAGUUUCAAUUCAAAAGUCCCGAUUUGAUGUGAUUAUUCAAUAUUUAGUUACAUUAGUUAAAUACCAGUAUUUAAUAAAAAUAAAAGUGCUUCUUAGAAUUUAUCCUUGGAACUUGGACCACCGGAGCAACACUGGACCAAAAUAAGCAACCAAAAAGGAAAAUUAUACAUUUAUUAAAAGCACUGAACAAUUAACACAAAUAUUCACGGAGAAAAAGCACAAAGAUAAUCUUUUUAAGAAUCGAUUUUUUUAAUCAUUCAACUGAAGAUUAUUCAUUAUUUUUUACCCAGCCAUAAUUGGCAGUCUUCAAUGGGAAAGCUUUUAGUUUGUAUCGUUACAAUUUUUGACUGUCUGAAGCAUUUUACCAGUGGCCAGUCCUCUGUCAAGUUUAAUUUCUGUAGCCUUUACAGUUUUUGAGAUAUUAGUGAUUUUAUGCACUGCUCAUUAAAAAAAUUAAUAACUCUAACUGUAAAGAGAUAUCAACAAGCAAUUUACAAGCUAAUUUGGCCUCGUUAUGUUUGACAUUUUAAAAGUGGAACCAUGUUUCUAGCCAUCACUAUAUGGGAGUAGUAGCGAUUUGUAAUAAGCAAUUUUAGUUUUUUGUUUUUUGUUGUUUUUUUUUUACUAUAGUGCCCUUUAGUGGCAAAAAUGCAUGAAACUCAUGAAACGCAGUCUCAUUCGUGGUCUCAGUCUGUACACUUGAGCCAAAUUUGGCUGCAGUUGGAUGAAGCGUUCAGGACCUAUAGCAGGUUGAAUUGAUGUGACCAGACCCACAAACGUUUGUUAUCCAGUCAUGUAAAAACGACACCUUGAUAUCUCAGAUCAAACGUGGGGGCAGCAUUCGGUUCGAACAGACAUGGUAUGUUCCAAGUUUGGUGAAGGUUGGAUGAAGGAUGUAGUACAGGGAGUCAAAGGUAUGUCUAGCAAAAAAUUCAAAAUGGCGGAAAAAUGUUUGACACAAAUGGGCGUGGCCUAAAUCAGUCUCUUCAGCAGCAUCCACUGAUUUUUCUUCUAUGCCCAAAACAUUUUGCAUUAUUUUUUUUAGCGAAUUUCUCUCCACAUGGUGGCGCUAUUGCCACCAUAUUUGAGAAUGUGAAGCCAAGAAGCAUGGGGAAGCUGCUCACCAUGUUUCAGGUUUGUAGCCAUUAUAUUUUUUGGGAUAUCCAUCAUGUUACAUCAUGUUUUUGCUCAUUUCCCAUAGCAAACCGUUCAAAACAAAAUCCAUGUAAAAUCAUCCUUUACAGAAAUCUGCACCAAAGAUAAUAGCACAUAUCCCCUAAACAUGAUUAACAUUCAGCUUUGGUACCAUGUUUCUAGCUGCAAGCGUGCAGGUGUAGUAGCAAGACAAAAAACAGACGGAAAAAACGCAGUCUUUAUCGCGUAAUUUAUCUCGUAAUUACAAGAUCUUCAUCUUAUAGUUACACCAUAUCUCACAAUUACAAUAUUUUUAUCUUGUACUCAUGCAAGGUUUAUCCCAUGAUUACACAAUCUUUAUCCUAAAUUUAUGCUAUCUUUAUCUCGUAUGUACGCAAACUCUAUCUCACAAUUACAAGAUUUGUACCUUGUGAUUACGUGAUUUUUUUUUUUUGUUUUCUUCUUAUUGUUACAAGAUCUUUUAAUUGACUGAUCUGCUGCUGGGGAGCAUGCAGUCGUCAUCUUGUAUUUACAUGACUUUCCUUGUAAUUAAGGGAUAUUUAUCUGGUGAUUAUGCUAUCUUCACCUUGCUCGUACUCUGUACUCGUACUUUGUCUCAUAAUUCUGAGAUCUUUGUCUCAUUGUCACAGGAUAUUUAUCGUAAAAUUACAAGAUUCUCCUCUUCAAGAACAUCUUUUUUCUCGUAUUGUGAGAUGUACAAUUCACAAUUGAAAGAAAAGGUCUUGUUGUCAAAAUGCUGUUCUUCAGUACGGUUCAGUUGAGUGAAUGUGUUUUCCAGUGUUGAAGGAUCCGAUCCAGCAGACAGAAACUCAAAAUCUGUUGAAGACGUGUUUGGGACCACAUGCUGCCUCCUCCUAUAAUCAGCUUAUUGACCAGUUUUAUUGAGUGAAGGUUUAAACACGACUGCAUGCUGCACAGAUCUGAGAUCUGAUCUAAACUAUCACCUGUUUGUAGUGAAGGAGAAUCACCGUUAGAUAAAAUGUUCCACUCUGACGUGUUCUUUGUGGGAAAACGUAGUUUUUAUUUUUACUGUGUGAAUUGUUGAUGAUUAUUCUGGUCUCUCUGAGUGUUAUCAGAGACACAGCAUCAGACUUUAAUGUUUUACCCCUCAAUUUGGUCUGUGUACUACAUUAUCCACGAGCCUCAGCUGUUGUAUCGUAUUCGGAACUAAACUCGUCCCUUUGCUGCAGUUACCUGCCCGGCAACAGAGGCUGGAGCUAUCUGAUUGGAUGGUCCUUACAGCUGCGCUUUCUUGGACUCGUAGAGCUUAAAAUGUAGAAACAACUGAAACCGUGAAGAUAGAAUGUGACCAUGCUUUUAUUUUUUAUUUCUGCCAGUUGGCUCUCAGAAAAAAUCCAAACACACAUUUCAAUUUUUAACUUAUUUAUUUAUUUUGAAUUUUCUUUUUUUUUCGAUUCGUCCUUUUUAAAAUCAUGUGUGCAGUUUAACGACAUCCUGAAUCUGAACUUUGGUACGAGUUCCUCAUCGUCUUAUCAGCAAAAUUCCACCUUUGGAACAAUAUUCUUUCAUGUUGUUUCACUCCUUCACUUCAUGUCCAGUUUUAUAAAAACAAAAUAAGACAGAAACAACCUGAUUGUUAUCAAACCAUCAGAGUUCAGAGAGUUUAGUUCAAUUAUUUCUCUUUAUAAAUGCAUGUUUCCAUGUUCGAAACAGACGUUUUUAUUUCAACUUUAUUGGACGAUAAAAUGCUGUGAGUGACUGUUAAAGGACCAGACCGCUGUUUUUUAUUAACAAUCAGUCCGGUUUAGUUUGUUUUCUGUGUUUUUCUGAGUGUUGAAGCCACAAAAUUAAAUGAGAUUUCAACAAUAAAGUUGA